Molecule: messenger RNA, 360 nt
Organism: Giardia duodenalis
Lineage: Eukaryota; Fornicata; Diplomonadida; Hexamitidae
Product: Prefoldin subunit
Exons: 1
Coding region: 1-360 (119 amino acids)
Source: RefSeq, a predicted model, not a curated record
AUGGAGGCCUUUGUUGAUGUUCGAAUGCUCGGUUUGUGGGCGUCGUCUAAGGCGGCUACAUGUACUAACGAGAUCUCAGAGUGCCAGGAUGUCAUGCACUUCCUGCUGGCAGCAGAGGAGCUACUGCUAUCAGGAAAGAGUGAGCGGAAGGUUCUCGUGCACUUAGGUUGCGACGUCUACGAGCCUGGUCUUUGCGACUUAAAUGGGUGGAUAAAGAUCCACCUCGGCGCAGGGAUUGUGGUUGAGAUGACCUAUGCAGAGGCCAAGAAGUAUUUGACACGGCGGAUUCGUGAUCUUACCGAUGAGAUAGACGAACUUCAUAAGACCAUGGCUGAUUGCGCAGCUUUAUGUUCUAAUUGA